AUGCUGCCACCGACAGAGGAGGAAUUGGAGGAGGAAGACAGAGAUCAUAUGGCAACCCAUGAGUCAGAAAUACAAAACCCUUGUCCUCAUGUGGGUGAACCUGAUAUAUGUGUCAUAUGCCAGGAUGAAUAUGCAGCUGAGGAACUAGUUGGAGGUCUUCGAUGUGGACAUGAAUAUCAUAUGAAAUGUAUAAAGAAAUGGUUGAGGAGGAUCACCAAAUGUCCAGUUUGCAGAGACACCGCUAUUUUUGUUGAACCUGUUUUUUUCAAUAAACAAGCCUGUUACAAAUGUGAACCAGAACAAACGGCAAGAAGUGAUGACAGGGAAGCAGAAGUUUUGCUGCUUUCUAGUGAAAUGCAAAACCCUAAUCUGAGGGAUGCAGCAGCUGCUAUCUCUACACGGAUUCCCACUGUUCCUGAUCUCAACAUGCAUCCUCUUGAUCUCAACAUGCUACCACCGAUAGAGGAGGAAUUGGAGGAGGAGGAAGGCAGAGAUCAUAUGGCAACCCAUGAGUCAGAAAUACAAAACCCUCGUCCUCAUGUGGGUGAAGCUAGUGCAGCCAUUAGUAUUUCCACUCGGGUCAGCCCUAUUAUUGAUCUCAACCUCCAUCCUCUUGAUCUUAACAUGCUACCCACAGAAGAAGAAGAUAAUGGUCAACCCAGAGAUCAUCGGGCAAUGCAUGUUUUCCAGAAUAAUCAUCCUUCCCUUCACAUUCACUCUCCUCAAUACCCACUUAAAGUUGCCCUGAACCUUAAUCAUUUUGCCAAUAUUGUCGUUCAAGCCAAAGGAGGAAGUCUCUAG
Daucus carota subsp. sativus is the source of this 801-nucleotide messenger RNA. RefSeq names its product putative RING-H2 finger protein ATL49. NCBI's taxonomy places the organism in Eukaryota, Viridiplantae, Streptophyta, Magnoliopsida, Apiales, Apiaceae. The record is from RefSeq and is a predicted model, not a curated record. Gene Ontology annotation, molecular function: ubiquitin protein ligase activity. Bases 1 to 801 code for a protein of 266 amino acids. The transcript has 4 exons. Gene Ontology annotation, cellular component: nucleus.